AUGAUCUGCCAGAUGCUUUUCUCCGCCGAAGAUGACGAAACCCCCCGCAAGGCCUUCCAGAGGGUGGAGAGCGUCGAGAAGAGCGAGGCGAGCCUUCAGCAAGAGGUGGCCACCGAUUCGAAACGCAUGAGCCAGUUGGAGGAGGCCCUGCACAAGGCAGAGACGAAGGAAGCGGAGGUCGAGAAGGAGAACUCGGAGCUCAAGCACGAGUUGGAGGAGCAGGUGGCCUCCAGCAAGAAGGCGGCUGCCCGGCUGGAUGCGCUUGAGGCCCCGCUGCGGCUGCGUCGGACGGUGGACUCGAUCCUAAGCCCGUAA
Symbiodinium natans is the source of this 315-nucleotide messenger RNA. The record is from the annotation of a GenBank genome assembly. NCBI's taxonomy places the organism in Eukaryota, Dinophyceae, Suessiales, Symbiodiniaceae.